GUUUUUUUGACAGAUUCGAUCUCCGAUAAAAAAGGGAUUGUUCAUCAUCAAAGAUCAAAACAUUUUUGUUUCUCAAUUUAAUAAUAAUUAUUGUUUGAAAAUUGUAGUAAAAAGUGCAUAUUUAGGAUCUACAAAACCCUGUUGGACAGAAAAAAAGCUUAUAUUUCCGCCAGCAUGGCAAUUUUUGAGUGGCGUAAGUUUAACUUUUUCGACCUUCGGAAUGGCGUCGACGGUGGUCAAGUGGCCCAGGCGCUGCAGGGCGCUCAAAUUAAGGCCACCACCAGUGGGAACAAUCUGGUGGUGAUAUGCGACUCGGAGGGAAUGAUUCAUGCCUUCAAUCGAUCGUGGGAGCCGGUAAGCUUCCGCGGUCACGAUGGGCCCAUUUUGCUGUGCGACAUCUCCAAGCAGAACCACAUGCUCGUCACGGUGGGAUGCGAUGGGCCCUCGUUUAAGGUUUGGAACCUGGCCAAACUGAACCCGGUGACGGGGGCACCAUGUUUGCGCACGGUCCGAACGAUGGUGGCAAUGCCGACAGCCCUUGCCGUAUCCGAGGGAGGCCAGUUUAUGGCGAUUGGAUUCGCCAAAGGAGGAAUUUCGCUCUACCGUGGGGACAUCAGCCGGGAUCGGUCCAAGACGUUGAAGCAGCUGACGGCGGGCAGUACGGACAUUACGGGGAUUGCAUUCAAGCAUUUCAAUAAGCUGACGCAAAUGUUCGUGUGCUCCGACUCGGGCGUCUACCUGUACAACCUGCAAAGCCGAGACAAGGAGGUGCGCAUCAUCCUGGACACGAUCAGCAAACCGGUCGGCUGUUGUGCACUGCAGACGGGCCACAACGAAGGUCAUUUCAUGGUUGGGCGCGAGGAUGCCGUCUAUUGCUACACCUCGGACGGGCGCGGUCCAUGCUACGCCCUGGAGGGAACGAAAACUUUGCUCCAGUGGUUUCGAUCGCAUUUGCUGAUCGUUUCGAGGAAUAGCCGUGCGGCGGGGUCGAAUGCCGGAGGAUUUGUUCUCACCGUGAUAGACAUUCAGAAUAAGUUCAUCGUUUUUACGUGUCCCAUCGAGGAGAUUUCUGCGAUCAUUACGGAGUUCGGAUCUUGCUACAUACUGACGGAGGGUAAAGCUAUUUUCCAUUUGGAUGAGAAGGAUCUGCAGAGCAAACUUAAUUUGCUGUUCAAGAAAAACUUGUACGAUAUUGCUGUCCGGAUAGCCAAGAGCAAUCAGUACGAUGCCGAUGGAUUGGCGGGAAUAUUCAAGCAGUACGGGGACCAUUUAUACAGUAAAGGAGAUUUCUCCGGGUCGGUUGAUCAGUACAUCAAAACUAUUGGAUUUCUAGAGCCUUCGUAUGUGAUCAGGAGAUUCCUGGAUGCUCGUCACAUUCACUAUCUAACGGAUUAUUUGCAAGCCAUUCAUAAAUCCGGAAAAGCAACUGCUGCACAUACGACUUUACUGUUAAACUGCUUCACCAGACUAGAUCGAACAGAACAACUAAAAGAGUUCUUGGAGAAUGAAAACAAGUUGAAUCUUUUCGACGUUGAUGUUGCGAUCAAGGUAUGCCGAAAUGCGUCCGUCGAGCUUGCAAUGUCCUUGGCAAAGAGGCACAAGAAACACGAUCUAUGCCUGAGUAUUCUCACGGAAGAUCUUGGCCGACAUGAGGAAGCUCUCGAAUAUAUCAUGCAGCUUGAGUUCCACGAAGCGGAAAAGAACGUCAAGAAAUACGGAACGCUGCUAAUGGAACAUUGUCCGGAGAAGACCAUUCACUUGCUGAAGAAGCUUUGCACCGACUAUGUCCGUACGGAUUUGGGUGCCAACGCACUGCAAGAUCACUUUGGAGAUGAUAUGUUUUUCAAGCUUGAUAACGAAAAUAGCAACUAUACCCGGGGUAAUCCGGAAGAUUUCAUACACCUCUUUUCAAACGACGAACUCCUAAUCGACUUCCUCGAACACCUCAUCCGGAACAUUCCGUCCUGCAGUAAGUUCGUGUACAACACCCUCAUCGAGCAUUACCUCUACCGUUGGCGGGAGUCCCCCUCGACAGAAGCUAAACUGCUGAACCUGCUGAAGACCGAUCCAGAUCGGUACGACAAAAACCACGUCCUGAUACAGUGUCGCGUCAAUCAGUUUUGGUCCGGUGUGAUGUAUCUGUACGAGGAGGACAAGCUGUACCAUCUGAUCGUGAGACAUUACUUGAAGACCGGCGAUUACGAGAAUCUGUUGGCUAGCUGUCGCAAGUUGGGACACAGCGAUGCCUCGCUGUGGCUGUUGGCGCUGAAUGGGUUGAAAAAUGAUCCCGGGGCACCGCCGAAGCUGCUGUCGCAGGUUCUGCAGGUUAUUGCCCAGGAAAAACUGCAAGCUCCCCUGCAGAUCCUCAACUGCUUGGCCGUGGAAAACGGACCAACCCUUCUACCGGUGCGGGACUACUUUAUGCAGGUGUUCCAAAAGGAGCAGGAGUCUACCCGCCACGACGAAGAGCUGACGCAUAAGUACAGCGACGAGUCGGCUGCCAUCAAGAAACACAUCAAACAUCUCCAGGAGGGAAAUGUGGAAUUCCGGAACACGGUUUGCGACACGUGCAAGCAACCGCUGUCCUGGCCAGCGCUGUUCUUCCUCUGCAAACAUUCCUACCAUCAAGACUGCAUCCGCGGGUACUCCGAAACCGAGCGGGACUGCCCGGUGUGCAACAAGAAAAACAUUCAACUGAUGGACACUCUCCGAGCGCAGAGUGAAUCACGUGGCCAGCACGAAGCAUUCCACAAUUUGCUGGGUCGAUCUGCGGAACCUUUUUCGGUGGUGGCCGAGUACUUCGGACGCGGAUUGUUCAACAAGCUGCUGAUUGUCGAGGAGGAAACUGCCGCCCAGUCUACGGAACCUACCAUGCCUGCUUCGACCGAUCCAAGCAUGCGCCAACUAGCGAAACAAACCGAACAAAUGCGCAUCUCUGGCAACGUUCCGCCCGCCAAACCGCAGCCUAACUAUGGUCCCCUUACAGAAGCAAGGAUCCGUCAAGAAGAAGCCCAGCGCUCUCAAAUGCGGCUGGACGCCCAAGAAAGCGAAAUGCGCCUACGUCUGGUGGAACAGGAACAGAUUCGGCAGCGUCAGCAGGCUUCCCACGUAGCUCAACAGCAGCUGCGCCGGCGGGACGAUCGUAGUGCACGGCGAUCGCCCCACGGAAGUCCGAAACCUCCGUCGGCGCUCACCGGCGGCAACCCUUUGCAACGGACGAAGCUCACGCCGUACAAAAAUCCGUUCGAAGAGAUUGGCGACCUGGGCGGGUACGACAGCGCCAAGGACCCGUUCGCAACGGAUGAGCCGACUACACAACCAAAGCAACAGGCGACGGCGGCGGCAGCUGUCGAGGCUAGCAAUCCUUUCGAUGAGUACGACAGCAAUCUGGACCCGUUCGCGGAGUAAGAAACAAUUCUUUAAACAUUCUUAGUAUUUAAAUUUAUUCUUUAAUAAUUACGAAUUCGAACUAUAAUUGACACGAUAUAGUGAACUGCUAGAUAUUUCGCCAUCUAAAUUGAAAACAUAAAGUUGAACAUUUGUAACUUCAACACAGAUAUUUAUUUAGUUUAUAUUAUGACAAAAAAUAUACGAUUGAAAAGAGAUAUUGUAAACGGCAAUAAACCCAAUGUGUAACAAUUCUAAAACCUGGUGUUUUCCUUUAUCAUUACAGGUGGUUCGAGUUUCUGGAUAACAGUAUGGGGGCAG
Molecule: messenger RNA, 3708 nt
Organism: Aedes albopictus (Asian tiger mosquito)
Lineage: Eukaryota; Metazoa; Arthropoda; Insecta; Diptera; Culicidae
Gene: Vps11
Product: vacuolar protein sorting-associated protein 11 homolog
Exons: 6
Coding region: 175-3408 (1077 amino acids)
Biological process (GO): endosome organization; vesicle-mediated transport; intracellular protein transport
Cellular component (GO): endosome; HOPS complex
Molecular function (GO): protein-macromolecule adaptor activity; metal ion binding; protein binding
Source: RefSeq, a predicted model, not a curated record